This is a messenger RNA of Paecilomyces variotii, 1417 nucleotides long. Its product is annotated as WD40-repeat-containing domain protein. The record is from RefSeq and is a predicted model, not a curated record. Gene Ontology annotation, biological process: protein localization to phagophore assembly site; protein lipidation; autophagy of mitochondrion. Gene Ontology annotation, molecular function: phosphatidylinositol-3-phosphate binding; protein binding; phosphatidylinositol-3,5-bisphosphate binding. The coding region runs from base 1 to 1248 and encodes 415 amino acids. Lineage: Eukaryota; Fungi; Ascomycota; Eurotiomycetes; Eurotiales; Thermoascaceae. Gene Ontology annotation, cellular component: fungal-type vacuole membrane; cytosol; extrinsic component of membrane. The transcript has 4 exons.
AUGGCGAUGAAUUUUGUGACCUUCAACCAAGACUACAGCUAUCUAGCUGUUGGUACCUCCAAGGGUUUCCGUAUAUUCACGACGGACCCAUUUUCCAAGAGCUAUGAGACCAAGGAAGGAAACAUUGCCAUCCUGGAGAUGCUAUUUUCCACAUCUCUCGUGGCCCUCAUCCUAUCUCCACGACGUCUCCAGAUCAUGAAUACUAAGCGUCAAUCCACAAUAUGUGAACUGACGUUUCCGACAACCGUGCUCGCGGUCAGACUGAACCGGAAACGAUUAGUGAUAGUACUGGAGGACCAAAUCUAUCUUUACGACAUUCAGACCAUGAAGCUUCUGCAUACUAUCGAGACGUCGCCAAACCCUAACGCUAUCUGCGCAUUGUCGCCUUCCUCUGACAGCUGCUAUCUCGCAUACCCUCUUCCUCAGAAGGCCCCCCCUUCUUCAUUUGCGCCUCCAUCUCAUGCUCCUCCAGGAGCCACUCACAUCUCCCCGACAAGCGGCGAGGUGUUGAUAUUCGAUGCGCUGAAGUUGGAGACCAUCAACGUUAUUGAAGCGCAUCGAUCUCCCCUAUCUUGCAUUACCUUGAACAGUGAGGGUACCCUCCUGGCUACUGCAUCUGACAAAGGAACGAUCAUCAGAGUCUUCUCAGUGCCUGAUGGUCAUAAAUUAUAUCAGUUUCGCAGAGGUUCGAUGCCCUCGAGGAUAUACAGCAUGUCAUUCAACACGACAUCAACCCUUCUCUGUGUAUCCUCGGCCACUGAAACAAUCCACAUAUUCAAACUAAGCCAUCAGGGCCAGCCCUCUGGAGCUGCAUCCGCCUCCACAUCAUCUUCCCGUGAUCGGUCAGCUAGUCAGAGUUCUUACGGGUUGCCAUAUGAAUCCGAGGAACCAACCGGUGAUGACGAUCCAACCGAUAUAUCGUCAAGAAAACACAACGGCACCUUCAUGGGGAUUAUCAGACGGACAUCGCAGAAUGUUGGGAAUACCUUUGCCGCUACUGUCGGCGGUUAUCUCCCAAAGGGCGUGAGUGAAAUGUGGGAGCCGGCACGGGACUUUGCCUGGAUUAAACUACCUAAGUCGGGCCAAGGAUCCGGCGGAGUUGGCGGUUCAGGGCCAGUAAGGAGUGUUGUUGCAAUGAGUAAUAAUACUCCUCAGGUUAUGGUGGUGACCAGUGAAGGCAACUUCUAUGUUUUCAACAUCGAUCUCUCAAAGGGGGGUGAGGGUACUCUGACAAAACAAUACUCGUAAGUUCUUCUUGCUUUCGCAGACGGAAAUACAUCACUAAUCAUCUGGUUACUCAGAGUUCUUGAUUCGAACGACAAACUCGGCUCUUCUGUGAUGGAUUAUUGAAUUUCUAGCCAUAUCAUUAUACUCUCGUUUCUAGCGGAUCUUACUCUGAUUACUGAUUCCCAGGCUA